Molecule: messenger RNA, 1563 nt
Organism: Asparagus officinalis (garden asparagus)
Lineage: Eukaryota; Viridiplantae; Streptophyta; Magnoliopsida; Asparagales; Asparagaceae
Product: 2-oxoglutarate-dependent dioxygenase DAO-like
Exons: 3
Coding region: 227-1132 (301 amino acids)
Biological process (GO): auxin catabolic process
Molecular function (GO): dioxygenase activity; indole-3-acetaldehyde oxidase activity
Source: RefSeq, a predicted model, not a curated record
CUGGAGAGGAUCGGAAUCCAUUUGCCCCCAUAUAACUUACUGUUUUUUCCAUGACACAUAUUUUGCAAUGGAGCCCACAUGGCAGAUAAAAAUAACUUUUGCAAGAUCCGUGUCCUUCGGCAUAGAGAUCCACAGAUAAGAUUCUUUUUAAGCCCAAAUUACUUAUUUGCGACUAAUUAAGAAAGUGCACCGUUUUUUUCUCUUUUCUACCCGAACUCUCGUGGAAAUGGUCCCGGUCAUCGACCUACUGAACUUACCGGAGGAGAACGGUAAGCUCUUGGCGGCCUGCGAAGGUUCCGGGUGCUUCCGGGUGGUCAACCACGGCGUGCCUGCUUCGCUGCAGGCGGAGAUGAAGGCGGCGGUUGGCUCCCUCUUCGGCCUCUCCGACGAUGUCAAGCGUCGGAACAAGGACGUAAUCUUCGGCAGCGGUUAUCGGGGACCGAGCCCGAUCAACCCGCUUUUCGAGGCGUUUGGGAUUUACAACGCUGCAAGUUUGGACGAUGUAGGUGCUUUCUGCUCCCUCCUUAAUGCUUCCCCUCACCAAAGAGAAGUCAUCAAGCGUUAUGCCUCCAAGCUCCACGCGCUAGCAGUUAGCAUUGCAAGCGAGAUAGCGGAGAGCAUGGGCCUAGUGGGCUUCUCAUUCAAAGAGUGGGCAUGCCUGUUAAGGCCCAACAAGUACAGCUUCACGAAAGAGAGUGUGGGCUCUCCUGGUGUUUUCACCCACACUGAUACCUCUUUCCUCACUCUCCUACAAGAAGAUGAGUGUGUUGGUGGGCUCGAGAUGAUGGACGGGCCUUCAGGUGCAUUUGUGGCCGUGGAUCCUGUCCCUGGCUCAUUUCUGGUCAACAUUGGGGAUGUUGGCAAGGCUUGGAGUAAUGGGAGGCUACACAAUGUAAAGCACAGAGUAAUAUGCAACAAAGCUGUCCCCCGACUGUCAAUUGCCUUCUUCCUGCUGGUGCCGAAAGACGGUAAGGUGGAGGCUCCGGCCGAGCUGGUGGACUCCAGCCAUCCUCGGCUCUACCGCUCCUUCGAGUACGUAGAGUACAGAAAGCUUCUGCUCUCCACAAAGUCAUUCACAGGCGAAGCCCUCUCUCUUUUAGCUGACGAUGCUCCAGGGGUCACCAAUGUUUAGUUUUCUUCGAUCUCGUUGUUGGUUGUUUCUUAUUACUAGAAGAGAUUUGUCUCAGAUUAAUGAAUUUUAGACUAUAGCUUCACUCUUUCUGGGCUAGUAGCUAAAGGAGGAAAUAACUAUGACCGAUGCAUGGUGGUUUGUGACUUGGAUUCUUUCUGCUCCUGCGGUAACCAGGAGAAUUCCGUGAAAUUGAUCGAGGGAGAGAAAGGUGCACAAUAUAUGUAAAAACUAAGGCUAAAUAUCAUUAAAAAAAACACUUUAACUUUGGACGGUUGUAAGAAAACUUUUUUUUAACAUUCAAGAUAUUAGAAAACCUCCCUAAGUUUAGGGGUUAAUAAUUAUAACCCCGUUUAACUUCGAGGGAUAAAAUCUCACAACUAGAAAGGGUUUUUUUUCAAAAAAAAUCUAAAAGUGUGAACGUGGGAUGGGGG